Molecule: messenger RNA, 511 nt
Organism: Nematocida homosporus
Lineage: Eukaryota; Fungi; Microsporidia
Product: CCR4-NOT transcription complex subunit 3
Exons: 1
Biological process (GO): regulation of DNA-templated transcription; nuclear-transcribed mRNA poly(A) tail shortening
Cellular component (GO): P-body; CCR4-NOT core complex
Source: RefSeq, a predicted model, not a curated record
UAGAGAUAGUAGAGAUAGUAUAGUAGAUAAAGAUUCAGAUCCUGAUUAUUUUACUAGUCUUACUCAACCCCUGCAAAACCUCCAUCUACCCCUUGACUUACAACUUGUAAAUAGUAUGCGGCACCUUCUACACUACAAUAGUAUUCGUGGUCCAACCGGCAGUAAAGAAGCCCUAGCUGCCACUCCUGAAUUCUUUCCAGCUAAACCUUCUUUAUUACUAAGUAGUCCUGAAUUUUAUCAAAAACUAGAUAUGGAUACACUCUUCUUUAUCUUCUACUUCCAUCAGAAUACACCCAGACAGUACUAUGCAGCUAAAGAACUCAAAAACUACUCCUGGCGAUUUCAUACCAAAUAUAUGGCCUGGUUUCAGCGAUUAGAGGAGCCUACAGUGAUAACAGAAGAGUAUGAACAAGGAACGUAUAUAUUCUUUGAUUAUGAAGUAUCUUGGAGUAGUCGGAAGAAGGAAAACUUCCGAUUUGAUUACAAAUACUUGGAAGAUGUAUGUCUAUAA